GAGGAUGUUGAGAUGGCAUGGUCGCAGUCGCACGUCAAAAUGGAUACGAUCGUCAGCGGAAAUUAAACGCUAAUACCGUACAGUUAGAAACACGCAUACCGCUAAUGAUUUCUAUAUAAUCCAAUCAAUCUUCGAUCCCCGAAAAACAAAGUAAUCUUUUACCCUGAAAAUAAAAUUUGAGAAUUUAACAACCAUUUAGAGCGCGGCAAAAGGACUCCAGCAGUCUCUUAUGGUAUGCACAUGCGCAGUGAUAUGUCUUAAUAUCAGCAGGGACGGGAUUAUGGUAGUGGUUAAAUGCAAAGCUCGGAGGACACUUAGAACAGCCCUGGUGAUUGAAUUAUAGAACAAACUCUGGAUAUUAAAGCAAAAUGAAGAUCAAUAUUGAUCUGCGUCCGAGAGAAGCUUUCCGAUAUUGAAAACCAUUUAGCGCUGAAUGUGGUUCCAUUACAUUGCUGCUUUAUAUCGAAGGAGGACGCUGAUAUUUGUUGGGAUUUGGAAAACAGUUAACAGUUAGGAAAUCAUAACAGAUUAUUUUAUGCACAUGACCGCGCAAAUCUGCUAAUGGCCUCCGAAGUCCCUUUCUGUCGUCUGCCUUGGAUCGUGACGUCAUUCAAUGCCUCUGCUCCCUAGAAGGAUCGGGAUGACGUGGGCCUUCUCCUCCUCCCUGUCUCUGCUCUGUAUCUUAUUCAUCGCCGUGCCGCCUUCCUCUGCAGACCAAAAAAUGUGUACAAAGAGGGUGGAGGGCGUGACCACCAAGGUACCACAGACCAGACGUAUUCCCGCCAAAUGUUCGAACUGGGACCGCGCCUGGACCUGGGUCACACGUGACGACUGUGGAACCAAGUACCAGAUAACAUACAUUGAGCUUCACCAACAGCACCAGUACAAACUGGUGUACGAAUGCUGCCCGGGAGAUACAGACUGUAAAACGGAUGGACAGUCGCACCACGAGUCAGACGAGAGGUUCCUCGCCAUCACCUUUGGGUGCGCCUCUGCUGCCUUCAUCAUAAUUAUCAUCAUCAUAGUGGUCAGCGUCUGCAGAAAGAAAAACGCAGGGUUCAUCUUCUGUCCAUAUAAAAAGGAAUACGAAAAUGCUGAAGAAUCCCCUGUUGGUUUAGGUUGCCACGGUGAGCGAUCCGAUCCAAAUGAUUACGUCAUCGGAGAUUUCGGAGAGGAACGGAAACUUGUGCUGGAGUCCGAGUAUGAAGAAAUUUGUGACAUUACCCCUGCAAUAAAAGGAGGGACAUGGGACAAUAUUUAUCAGAAAACCCCAACAGCCCCUCCCGAAGAAAUGCUUAAAGAGUGGAGGGAACCAGCACAGUGCAGUGUCCAUAGCAACGGAGAAUUCAGUGAACCAGGGAGUUCAAAAGAGGGGAAUUUAGUUGAAAUAGACACAACCAAACCAGCGAAAGUGACAGGGCAGACACGUUUAUUUGACACUGAGGAAAACCAUGAGAGUGACUCAAUAAAAAUUAAAGAUACCGCGUUCGGAGCCGAAUCCGGCGAUGUUUUAAGUGACGAUUUAACGCAGGAGGUAUUUGACAGUAACCUUCCUACUGACAAGACAUCGUCCAUUGAACUAUUACAGCCUUUGAAGGCUGAGGACCAAAACAAAAGUUGUGAAAUUCGUAUUUCUGAGAAUAUGCCAGACUCGGCUAAGAUUUCUGCUUCGGACUUGAUGACAUCACCCAUGUCAGACGACAUUCUUUCUGAGAAAGAAAUCGCAAGGUCUGCAGGAAAAGACCAAGCAAGUUUAACUAGCAAUUCUCUCUUUCAAAAUGGAGUGUACGAGGAAUUACAAUGAAGACUGUAUAUUUAGAGUGAUGUGUCUGUGACAAGACUCGUAUUAAUGGUCUAUAAAUGUAAUUAUUUUUCAUAACAUUAUAAUCAUUUCUGACAUUUUCAGUGGAGUUGUACGAAUGCCUUAAAUAAAACAUACUUGUUGUACAAUUAUUCAGUUGUGAGAGACUCAGUGU
This is a messenger RNA of Magallana angulata, 1976 nucleotides long. RefSeq lists its product as uncharacterized. The transcript has 8 exons. Lineage: Eukaryota; Metazoa; Mollusca; Bivalvia; Ostreida; Ostreidae. The coding region runs from base 614 to 1804 and encodes 396 amino acids. The record is from RefSeq and is a predicted model, not a curated record.